AUGUCAACCCAUCUAUUCUGUUGCACAUCCAUCCAGCCCACCAAAGUCCCAAAUCCCAACUACGAGCAGACUUUCACCGAGUUUACAAAAUGGGGCCUCACGAAAAUCGGUAAUCUACCAGGAUCCACCGAUCCCUCUGAAGCGAGCGUCUGUAUCCAGCUCGUGCGCCAAGUCAGCAGCGGGCGGAUAGAGUCUAUCCGAUACUUCGUUGCAAGUGACACGCACGGAAGUUUUGAGGAAGUCUCUGAAGAUGGGAUUGUGGAUGCGAAUUUCGUGAGGAUUCAUGAAUGCAAAAGCUUCCAAUGCACCCAACACAACCGAGUUUUUGAUCUUAACCUCUAUGAACCGAGCACAGGGAGCUCACGUAAUUGGCGGGCUAGUAUUGCGAAACCACUUAAACAGCUCGAGAAUGCGAUCAAGCACAAAAUCUCCGGAUCCGGGUCCAGGCCAAGAUCAGUGUCGGGAUCAAGACCUAUGAUCGGAUCAGCGGGAUCUGGGGCGGGAUAUGGAGCUAGUGCAAGCUAUGGAUACGGGUCCGGUAUGGGAUACGGCUCUGCCUGGGGGGCAGGUUUAGGAUCUGGUUGUGGCCCUGAUUGGGGAACUGGAGGUUCAAUGGAUUCUGACAAGCAUGCGCCGUCUUCGAUUACCGUUGAGACUGGGUCUAGUGAUUUCGAUUCUGAUUCUGAUUGUGAUUGUGAUCGUGAUGGAAAAGAUGUGGACCAAAACCAAGACCAAAGUGCGGAGAGAUCUCAGCCUGACGAUGGGAUUGAAGAUCUCCAUCAAGACAGCAACGAAGACCAGCCUGACUCAUCUUUACCUACGCUUGAUACUGAGGCAACUGAUUAUGAAGACGCAGUGUCAUCUUCGCCUCCAUCUGGGACCCAGGUCACUUCCUAUGAUGAAGAUCUGGACGGUCUUCUGAUGACUAUGGCAGCUAUUACUGCAAUGGCGGAUAUGGCCAGGAUUGUGGAGGUUGUGGAGGUUGUGGAGGUUGUGGAGGUUGUGGAGGUUGUGAUGAUUGAAAAGCCAUGUCUUGAUCCGCUGAUGUUUUGCUCGAUUGCUUUUCUUUAG
This is a messenger RNA of Penicillium digitatum Pd1, 1071 nucleotides long. RefSeq names its product Multicopper oxidase, copper-binding site. The record is from RefSeq and is a predicted model, not a curated record. Lineage: Eukaryota; Fungi; Ascomycota; Eurotiomycetes; Eurotiales; Aspergillaceae.